This is a messenger RNA of Hemibagrus wyckioides, 2864 nucleotides long. It is a transcript of the gene gpd1l, whose product is annotated as glycerol-3-phosphate dehydrogenase 1 like. Gene Ontology annotation, molecular function: glycerol-3-phosphate dehydrogenase [NAD(P)+] activity; protein homodimerization activity; NAD binding. The coding region runs from base 135 to 1190 and encodes 351 amino acids. Gene Ontology annotation, biological process: glycerol-3-phosphate catabolic process; carbohydrate metabolic process. NCBI's taxonomy places the organism in Eukaryota, Metazoa, Chordata, Actinopteri, Siluriformes, Bagridae. The record is from RefSeq and is a predicted model, not a curated record. Gene Ontology annotation, cellular component: cytosol; glycerol-3-phosphate dehydrogenase (FAD) complex. The transcript is spliced from 8 exons.
UUUAGUGACGCAAUCAAAAGUCGACGAACACGUUCACGCCCUCAGGGUCCACAUCGAGCAACUAUAAUCAGUUGGCUGUGUGCAGUAGUUUCCGCCAUAUUAUUAGGUUUCUCUGUGUUUAGAAGAUAUUUGCAAUGACUGCACCGCUGAAAGUGUGUAUCGUGGGCUCAGGAAACUGGGGCUCUGCAAUUGCUAGGAUCAUUGGCCACAAUGCACAAAAACUCCAGCGUUUUGCCACCACUGUCAGGAUGUGGGUAUAUGAGGAGAAUAUAAAUGGAAGGAAACUUACUGAUAUCAUUAACACCGAUCAUGAGAACGUCAAAUACCUCCCAGGCUACAAACUUCCAGAAAAUGUGAUUGCAGUGCCUGAGCUGCGGGAUGCUGCAGAUGGAGCAGACUUGCUGGUGUUUGUGGUCCCACACCAGUUUAUCCGAAAGCUGUGUGACGAGAUGGUCGGCUGUGUUCCUAAGACGGCCCGUGGAAUUACCUUAAUUAAGGGUAUUGAUGAAGGACCCGAGGGGCUGAAACUCAUCUCUGAUAUCAUUCGGGAGAAGAUGGGUAUUGAUGUCAGUGUCCUAAUGGGGGCCAACAUUGCUAAUGAGGUGGCGGCUGAAAAGUUCUGUGAAACCACAAUCGGCAGUAAAAUCUUGGAGAAUGGACAGCUUUUUAAGGAGCUUCUGCAGACGCCCAACUUCCGCAUCACUGUCGUGGAUGAUGCAGAUACCGUGGAGCUGUGUGGAGCUCUCAAAAACAUUGUGGCAGUGGGAGCAGGUUUCUGUGAUGGCCUGAAGUGUGGAGACAAUACCAAAGCAGCAGUGAUCAGGCUGGGGCUGAUGGAGAUGAUUGCCUUUGCCAGGCUCUUCAGUAAAGACGAUUCUGUGUCCUCUGCUACCUUUUUGGAAAGUUGUGGAGUAGCUGACCUCAUCACCACCUGCUAUGGCGGACGCAACCGUCGCGUAGCAGAGGCCUUUGUCACAACAGGCAAGAGCAUUGAGGAACUCGAGAAAGAGAUGCUGAAUGGUCAGAAGCUUCAAGGGCCACUAACAUCUGCUGAAGUUAACCACAUCCUCAAGCAGAAGGGCCUAGUGGACAAGUUCCCCUUGUUCACGGCUGUGUAUCAGAUCUGCUUCGAGGGCAAGCCAGUUCAGGACAUGAUCUCCUGCCUGCAGUCUCACCCUGAGCACAUUUGAGAGCCUCUCAAAGAGCUGCAGUCAUGGUGGCCUCAAAAGUAACACCUCCACCAGCACCUCUGCCUUUGAUACAGUGAUUAGUCCUGCCUUUAUCAUACUUUCUCUGUUUACGCACAUUUAUAUAUAUAUAUAUAUUUUUUUUUCAAGUAGCCUUUAGUUAAUAACACUUCGGGAUUUAAAUUGUUAGGUUGGGGUCAUUCUCAGGGUCUAACCAGUCUCAAAGCUGCAAAACAUUUUGACUAAUUCCACUAAUCACAUGACACAUGGAGUGAUAUCUUUCGGAACAUGAAGCUGUAUGUGAUAUCUACUCCUUAGUGAUUUUUACUCUCAUUUGGUGUCGACUGCCCCCUUGUGGAGGGCAUAACUACUGCAGAAACAUUAACAAAGCUCAUACAAACUCAACUCUUUGUAUCUCACCACUGACCAAACUAACAGUUCAUAUCAUGUUUUUAAGCUUGAUCAGUCUUCUAAGCUCAGUAAGGUUUUUAUCCAGUAAGUAGUACUGUUGCUGGUCAGAGCCAGUGAGUACUGCACAUCCCCCCCCCCCCCCCCCCCCAAGUUCUCCAGAAGGCAGAAGGCCAUUUGAUGAAUAUGCUGCUAACAUGCUCACUGGUGAUGACCUUCUGCACACAGAUGCAACUUUUGGGACCAUUUCUUGAUCACCAGAUCCUUUUUCCUGCUGGGCAAAGAAACUUUAAAUCCAACCUCAUCCCCCAUGAAAACAAUUAUACCUCUGUUUUUAACUGUUUAUAAAAUUUUUAACAAGAGUUUGUAUCACUUUAUCCCAUUUACCCAGUGAUGAGAAGAACCUGCCAGAAAAAGCUCCACUAUUUAUUUCCCCCCCUUUUUUAAUGGAGGUCAUUUGGUGUCUCUUGUUAAAUAGAAAAUGUUUUUUUUGGUCAGUUUCUUUUUCAGUGAGCUUUUUUUUUUUUUAAGGAAAUGAAGGGAAUUAAGCAGCGCUUUAACAUCAUACUGUGAAAGGGUUUUCUCUUUAAAAAUCCUUGAUAAUCAGAAAUGAAAUGAAUUGCACUGUCCUGUGUGUUAAUACUUUUCCAGAAUCACUUGUGCACUAACAGCUGUAAUGGAGUGUUAUGGUCAUUUGUAGCAUCAUCAUAUUCAAACGGAUCAUUUUUGUAUGCUGAUUUUACUAAUCAAUACUAAUUAACCAGCACCACUUUUUUUUUUAUUUUUUCUGUUUGAUUUCAAAUGUCAUGAGUCCAAUUCCGUCUGUUUUCUUCCUAUCGAGAUAGCUCAGUUUGCUGUUUUUGUUAGUUGGAAAGUCUAAAUGCUAUUUCAAGUGUCCUCAUCUUCAGCUAUCAUGUUUUAGUAAGCAUUGAGAAUGGACGGUUUAUAGAAUUUGGCUCAGCAAUGCUCACAGAUGUAAAAUCGGACACCUUGUUAGCUGAGCCUGUGAUUCAUUUCAGAUGCUCUGAUUUCUCUAAGCUGUAUUGCAUUCUGGGUGUAGACUUGUAAGCAAGCCUCACUCCAUGUAGUUUUGGUGCUGAUUGUCAUAAUUCUAUAAACAAUUUUUUUUUAACACUAUUCUGUUAACGCUGCAAAAAUCCGAUCCUCUGUAAUGUCAUAUGUGAAGGUGGAAAGUGAACUGACUGCAGAAUGGCAAACAUUCACAAUUAAACACAGCCUUGUCUAGAUGAAUAAAGUGUUUACUACUUA